Cyclopterus lumpus (lumpfish) is the source of this 4638-nucleotide messenger RNA. RefSeq names its product NCK-associated protein 1 (gene nckap1). The record is from RefSeq and is a predicted model, not a curated record. Gene Ontology annotation, cellular component: SCAR complex. NCBI's taxonomy places the organism in Eukaryota, Metazoa, Chordata, Actinopteri, Perciformes, Cyclopteridae. Bases 204 to 3653 code for a protein of 1149 amino acids. Gene Ontology annotation, biological process: cell projection assembly; cell migration; cortical actin cytoskeleton organization. The transcript has 32 exons.
CAGCAGCAGGGAGACGGUGGGUGGAGUACAGGAAGCUGCUGUCCCCUCGAAUACGAACAUGGGUACAAUCUAACACCGGCUUAAAUCACACUACGAACCCCAAGAAGCUGCGGAGAUUUGUGGUAUAUAUAUAUAUAUAUAUAUAUAUUGUUGUUGUCCUCCUCCGGAUUGAAUUGGAAGAUUUAACCCGAUAAAGCGAGAAGAUGUCGCGGGGAGUGAUCCAGCCCAGCCAGCAGAAGCUGGCGGAGAAGCUCACCAUCCUCAACGACCGAGGCAUCGGGAUGUUGACCCGUGUUUACAAUAUCAAGAAGCAAGGACAAGUUUGGAAGGCAUGCGGCGAUCCCAAGGCCAAGCCCUCCUACCUGGUCGACAAGAACUUGGAGUCCGCCGUUAAAUUUAUUGUCAGGAAGUUCCCCGCCGUGGAGACGAGGAACAAUAACCAACAGCUCGCUCAGCUGCAGAAGGAGAAGUCGGAGAUCCUGAAGAACCUGGCGCUCUACUAUUUCACCUUCGUGGAUGUCAUGGAAUUCAAGGACCACGUGUGUGAGCUGCUGAACACCAUCGACGCCUGCCAAGUCUUCUUUGACAUUACGGUGAACUUUGACCUCACCAAGAACUACCUGGACCUGGUGGUGACGUACACCACUCUGAUGACGAUACUGUCUCGCAUAGAGGAGAGGAAGGCCAUCAUCGGGUUGUACAACUACGCCCACGAGAUGACGCACGGAGCCAGUGACCGCGAGUACCCCAGGCUGGGCCAGAUGAUCGUGGAUUACGAGAACCCGUUGAAGAAGUUGAUGGAGGAGUUUGUUCCCCACGGAAAGUCCCUGUCGGAUGCAUUGAUCAGCCUCCAGAUGGUCUAUCCCAGGAGGAAUCUGUCCGCUGACCAGUGGAGGAACGCCCAGCUGCUGUCGCUCAUCUCUGCUCCCUCCACCAUGCUCAACCCUGCACAGUCGGACACGAUGCCGUGUGAAUACCUGUCGCUGGACGCAAUGGAGAAGUGGAUUGUUUUUGGCUUCAUCCUGUGUCACGCGGUGCUGAACAGCGACGCCGCGGCGCUGUCUCUGUGGAAGCUGGCCCUGCAGAGCUCCACCUGCCUGUGUCUGUUCAGGGACGAGGUGUUCCACAUCCACAAGGCCGCGGAGGAUCUGUUCGUGAACAUCAGAGGGUACAACAAACGCAUCAACGACAUCCGAGAGUGCAAAGAGCAGGCUCUGUCUCAUGCAGGCUCGAUGCACAGAGAGAGGCGCAAGUUCCUCCGAUCGGCUCUGAAGGAGUUGGCCACUGUUUUAGCCGAUCAGCCGGGCCUACUGGGCCCUAAGGCGUUGUUCGUGUUCAUGGCGCUGUCGUUCGCACGCGACGAGAUCAUCUGGCUGCUUCGGCACGCUGACAACAUCCAGAAGAAAAGCACAGAUGACUUCAUAGACAAACACAUAGCAGAGCUGAUCUUCUACAUGGAGGAGCUCAGAGCGCACGUCAGGAAGUACGGCCCGGUGAUGCAGCGCUACUACGUCCAGUACCUGUCGGGGUUUGAUGCCGUGGUGCUGAACGAGCUGGUGCAGAACCUGUCUGUGUGUCCGGAGGACGAGUCCAUCAUCAUGUCUUCGUUUGUCAACACGAUGACGUCUCUGAGUGUCAAACAAGUGGAGGACGGAGAGGUGUUUGACUUCAGAGGCCUGAGGCUGGACUGGUUCAGACUGCAGGCCUACACCAGCGUCUCCAAGGCCAGCCUCGGUAUCGCCGAUCACAAGGAGCUCGGCAAAAUGAUGAACACCAUCAUCUUCCACACAAAGAUGGUGGACUCUCUGGUGGAGAUGCUGGUGGAGACGUCGGACCUGUCCAUCUUCUGCAGCUUCUACAGCCGUGCGUUUGAAAAGAUGUUCCAGCAGUGUUUGGAGCUGCCAUCCCAGAGCCGACACUCCAUCUGCUUCCCUCUGCUCUGCACACACUUCAUGUCCUGCACACACGAGCUCUGUCCUGAGGAGCGUCACCACAUCGGGGAUCGGAGCCUCUCGUUGUGCAACAUGUUUCUGGAUGAAAUGGCCAAACAGGCCAGAAACCUGAUCACUGACAUCUGCACUGAACAAUGUACACUCAGCGACCAGCUGCUUCCGAAGCACUGUGCGAAAACCAUCAGCCAGGCGGUGAACAAGAAGAGCAAGAAGGCGACGGGGAAGAAGGGCGAGCCGGAGCGAGAGAAGCCGGGCGUGGAGAGCAUGAGGAAGAACCGACUCCUGGUCACCAAUCUGGAUAAACUCCACACAGCACUUUCUGAACUCUGCUUCUCCAUCAACUACGUUCCCAACCUGGCGGUCUGGGAGCACACCUUCACACCCAGAGAGUACCUCACCUCGCACCUGGAGAUCCGGUUCACCAAGUCCAUCGUCGGCAUGACGAUGUACAACCAGGCGACCCAGGAGAUCGCCAAGCCCAGCGAGCUGCUGACCAGCGUGCGCGCCUACAUGACGGUGCUCCAGUCCAUCGAGAACUACGUCACCAUCGACAUCACCCGGGUCUUCAACAACGUCCUGCUGCAGCAGACGCAGCACCUGGACAGCCACGGGGAGCCCACCAUCACCAGUCUGUACACCAACUGGUACCUGGAGACGUUGCUCCGUCAGGUCAGCAACGGACACAUCGCCUACUUCCCCGCCAUGAAGGCCUUCGUCAACCUGCCCACGGAGAACGAGCUGACCUUCAACGCCGAGGAGUACUCCGACAUCUCCGAGAUGCGUUCGCUGUCUGAGCUUCUGGGUCCGUACGGCAUGAAGUUCCUCAGCGAGAGUCUGAUGUGGCACAUCUCGUCACAGGUGGCUGAGCUGAAGAAACUGGUGGUAGAAAACAUGGAGGUGUUGACCCAGAUGAGGACGAGCUUUGACAAACCAGAACACAUGGCCGCCCUCUUCAAGAAACUCACCUCUGUGGACAGCGUGCUGAAGAGAAUGACCAUCAUUGGAGUCAUCUUGUCCUUCCGCUCCCUGGCUCAGGAGGCCCUCAGAGAUGUGCUGUCCUGUCACAUUCCCUUCCUGGUCAGUUCGGUGGAGGACUUCAAGGACCACAUCCCCAGAGAGACGGACAUGAAGGUGGCCAUGAACGUCUACGAGCUGUCGUCAGCGGCGGGUUUGCCCUGCGAGAUCGACCCGGCUCUGGUGGUGGCUCUGUCCUCGCAGAAAAGCGGUGAGGCACAAACGCACGCAUUAAAAAAGCUCGUCUGUGCAGAGAACAUCAGCCCGGAGGAGGAGUACAAGAUCGCCUGUCUGCUGAUGGUGUUCGUGGCCGUUUCCUUGCCGACGCUCGCCAGCAACGUGAUGUCACAGUACAGCCCGGCCAUCGAAGGCCACUGUAACAACAUCCACUGCCUGGCCAAGGCCAUCAACCAGAUCGCCGCUGCUCUCUUCACCAUCCACAAGGGGAGCAUCGAGGACCGCCUCAAGGAGUUCCUGGCUCUGGCUUCAUCCAGCCUGUUGAAGAUCGGCCAGGAGACGGACAAGAUGACGACGCGUAACAGAGAGUCUGUCUACCUGCUUCUGGACAUGAUCGUGCAGGAGUCGCCCUUCCUGACGAUGGACCUGCUGGAGUCCUGCUUCCCUUACGUGCUGCUCCGGAACGCCUACCACGCCGUCUACAAACAGAGCAUCAGCGCCAACGCGUAGACGACGCCACGUGGACACAAACAACACACUGCAACGCACACUAAAAACACACUAAACCACGCCUACAAUGCCUCAAUGUUAAUAUUCCGACAAUAAAAAAAAAUUUAAAAAAGGCAUCGGAGCGACUUGUACACUAAAAUAAAAUGUUGACGCGCUAAAAUAAAACCGAAAGAAAACACUAAACGACGUAGAAAGACUCCCAGAAUUCAGAGCACCAAGACGCUGAAGUAAAAAAACAAACAAAAACACAAACAAACAAACAAACACGAGCUGGGUGAAGUUGGGGGAUCUUUUUAUUUUAAUCAUUGUACUUUUUCAUUGACGUUGCCGGGGACCAUUACCAUAGCAACACGUGAUAUACCAUAUGUUUUGAUUGGUAUAAAAGAACAAAAAUAUAAAUAUAUAGUAUAUAUAUAGUUGACACUAAAAUAUUCUUUUCUUUUUCCAAUGAAUGGCCAGCUGACAAACUUCUAUGUGGUGACGGAUUUAUUUGGAUGCUUACUUUGUUUUAUUUUGGGAAUGCAAAAAAUGAUGUGAUGUGGAUUAUAAUUUUUUUAAAUGUUUUUAUUUCUUUUACGGAGGAGGAUUCCUGUGUUGAUGAUGAAAGACGUGUUGCGUGUCCUCGUAAGUUUACAGACUUUUCUCUACACACAGACGGAUAAACUACGCGCUAAGCUAACCUUUCAACACACACACACACACACUUUGUAUGACAUGGUGAUGUUUUACUUUUUUUUUUUUCAAGCUUGUCGUAACUUGAAUUUUUUCGUGGGUAAAGAUAUAAUAUCUGUAUCUGUGAACUCAAUGUUUUAUUUUUUUUCACGGCGACGACAUCGAUGACGACUAUUUGCCAAAUGUGUUGACACUAAAAAGUUGUGUAAUCAGGAAGUGGUGGAGUGUUUGGGUAUUAAUGGAUGUUAAUGGAUGAAAUGCCAUUUUUUUAAGUGUGGGACGGUCUGACUGGUGAACAGAAGGGGGGGGGGGG